Messenger RNA from Lindgomyces ingoldianus, 861 nucleotides. RefSeq lists its product as uncharacterized. Gene Ontology annotation, biological process: mitotic sister chromatid cohesion. Gene Ontology annotation, cellular component: Ctf18 RFC-like complex. The record is from RefSeq and is a predicted model, not a curated record. Lineage: Eukaryota; Fungi; Ascomycota; Dothideomycetes; Pleosporales; Lindgomycetaceae. The transcript is spliced from 2 exons. The coding region runs from base 22 to 549 and encodes 175 amino acids.
CGCCGUUCCUAUUUGCUAUCUAUGUGCACAGCUCUCGCUCUCUUUAAUAAAAUGCCAACCAUCCCCCUCCACCUCACUAAACCCACCUCAACCUCACAUCCUCCCGAAAACCCUCUCCCUCCGCUUCUCCAUACGCCAACCGGCCUCGCAAUUCUCGAACUCCAAGGAACAAUCCACUUCCCCAUGCCCAUUCCCGAAUCCUCCGCCUCCUCCUCAACCCAAGUCGGAAAACUAGUCUUCCCGCUCUAUAAAUCUGAUGCUCUUGACCCGAACGAUUUGAAAUGGAUGAAACGGGUGUAUUUUUAUAUCGGGAAGAAUCAGCGGUUGACGGGGGAGGUAAGGAAGUUGGGAAAGCCUUUUGCGGUUAUUAAGAAGAGGGAGAAGAGGGAGAAUGGGAAGGACAAGGUAGGGGACGAUGUCGAAAUGGGUGGGGCGGAAGAGGGGAUUCAGGAAGAUGGGAUUCAGGAAGAAUUGGAGAUUGUGCAGGUGGUGCGGUAUAAGAUUGUGUUUUCUACGAGGCCGGAGCCUGUCGGUGGGGAAGAAGUGUGAGGAGUAGCUAUGAUCGGUGAUUGUAAGAUUCAGCGAAGCGUGAAGAGUGACUUCAGUGCCAUGCUAGGGACGCGUGGAUUGCGGACGAACGAGAAUGACACCCCUUGAGAGCAACUAGCUAGAACGCACAAGAGAUACUCUCCCGGGCGUAAUACUCCAAUUGUCUCUAAAAGGAUAGAGGCGCAAUAGCUUCAAAGCAACUCCCGGAUCGCAAGAUCCAACAACCCGGCUUUGCAUUCAAACCCCCAGAAUUAGAACGCAUCGAACAAGUUCAAUGUCCUCCAUAGACCUUUGUGGUCAAGCGGCAUCACG